AUGGGAGGCAUGGACGGCGGCAUGGGGGGUGCUUCAUGCAAAAUCUCGAUGCUGUGGAACUGGUACACCAUCGAUGCCUGCUUCCUCUCCUCGUCAUGGCACGUGACGACCAAAGCCACGUUUGCGGUGUCGUGCAUCGGCGUCGUGCUGAUGGUCGUGUGCCUCGAAGCGCUCCGCCGUGCCGGUGUCGAGUUCGACAAGGCGUUAUCGCGCCAGCUGCUGCAGCGCAAGCUCGUGCUCGAGUCGGACCUGCCUCCCGAAGCCACGACCCGUCAGGUGGUGAUCCGCGUCACGCCGCUGCAGCAGCUGGCACGCGCCGUGCUGCACGCCGUCACGUUCGGGCUGGCGUACAUCAUCAUGCUGCUCGCCAUGUACUUCAACGGCUACAUCAUCCUCUCCAUCAUCCUCGGCGCGGGCAUCGGCAAGUUCGUCUGCGACUGGAAGCUCGCCACCUUCACGCUCAAUGCCGACACGUGCGAUCGGGCGAGUCGCACCAGCUCGGCACAGUGCCCAUCGACGCAGACCAAGCUCAACGCGCUGCUGCAACAAGACGCAGAUGCUCCGGGCGCACGCUCGCACACGGUGUGUUGCGAAUGA
This is a messenger RNA of Moesziomyces antarcticus, 597 nucleotides long. Its product is annotated as copper-transporter-like protein. Gene Ontology annotation, biological process: copper ion transmembrane transport. Lineage: Eukaryota; Fungi; Basidiomycota; Ustilaginomycetes; Ustilaginales; Ustilaginaceae. Gene Ontology annotation, cellular component: membrane. Gene Ontology annotation, molecular function: copper ion transmembrane transporter activity. Bases 1 to 597 code for a protein of 198 amino acids. The transcript is spliced from 2 exons. The record is from RefSeq and is a predicted model, not a curated record.